Phyllostomus discolor (pale spear-nosed bat) is the source of this 2460-nucleotide messenger RNA. It is a transcript of the gene NKX6-1, whose product is annotated as NK6 homeobox 1. Gene Ontology annotation, molecular function: RNA polymerase II cis-regulatory region sequence-specific DNA binding; DNA-binding transcription factor activity, RNA polymerase II-specific. The transcript has 3 exons. The coding region runs from base 16 to 1116 and encodes 366 amino acids. Gene Ontology annotation, biological process: regulation of transcription by RNA polymerase II; cell differentiation. The record is from RefSeq and is a predicted model, not a curated record. Gene Ontology annotation, cellular component: nucleus. Lineage: Eukaryota; Metazoa; Chordata; Mammalia; Chiroptera; Phyllostomidae.
CGGCCUGGCCGUGGGAUGUUAGCGGUGGGGGCGAUGGAGGGCACUCGGCAGAGCGCUUUCCUGCUCAGCAGCCCGCCCCUGGCCGCCCUCCACAGCAUGGCCGAAAUGAAGACCCCGCUCUACCCCGCCGCGUACCCCCCGCUGCCCGCGGGUCCCCCCUCCUCUUCCUCCUCCUCCUCCUCCUCGUCGUCGCCCUCCCCGCCUUUAGGCGCCCACAACCCCGGCGGCCUGAAGCCCCCGGCCGCGGGGGGGCUCUCUUCCCUGGGCAGCCCCCCGCAGCAGCUCUCGGCCGCCACCCCACACGGCAUCAACGACAUCCUGAGCCGGCCCUCCAUGCCCGUGGGCUCAGGGGCGGCCUUGCCCUCCGCCUCGCCCUCGGGUUCCUCCUCCUCCUCCUCUUCCUCGUCCACCUCCGCUUCUUCAGCUUCCGCCGCGGCGGCCGCGGCUGCAGCCGCUGCGGCCGCCGCCUCGUCCCCAGCGGGGCUGCUGGCCGGCCUGCCCCGCUUCAGCAGCCUGAGCCCGCCGCCGCCUCCGCCCGGGCUCUACUUCAGCCCCAGUGCCGCAGCCGUGGCCGCCGUGGGCCGGUACCCCAAGCCACUAGCCGAGCUGCCCGGCCGGACGCCCAUCUUCUGGCCGGGAGUGAUGCAGAGUCCGCCCUGGAGGGACGCGCGCCUGGCCUGCACCCCUCAUCAAGGAUCCAUUUUGUUGGACAAAGACGGGAAGAGAAAACACACGAGACCUACGUUCUCCGGCCAGCAGAUCUUCGCCCUGGAGAAGACUUUCGAGCAAACGAAAUACUUGGCGGGGCCCGAGAGGGCUCGCUUGGCCUAUUCUUUGGGGAUGACGGAGAGUCAGGUCAAGGUCUGGUUCCAGAACCGCCGGACCAAGUGGAGGAAGAAGCACGCGGCGGAGAUGGCCACCGCCAAGAAGAAGCAAGACUCCGAGACUGAGCGGCUCAAGGGGGCUUCGGAGAACGAGGAGGAGGACGACGACUACAACAAGCCCUUGGACCCCAACUCGGACGACGAGAAAAUCACGCAGCUGCUGAAGAAGCACAAGUCCGGUGGCGGCGGCGGCCUCCUGCUGCACGGGUCCGAGACGGACGGCGCGUCCUGAGAGCCACUGCCCUGCUGCCGCCGGGGGCCGUGGGGCCGCGGGGCCGCGAGUUCGCGAGCCCUGCCUUCCCGCCCCGCCUGCGGGGCCCUUUGCUAUUUUGAGAUGUACAUAUCUAUUUUUUUAACCUAGAAGUUGAGGGAGGAGGGGAGGAGAGACUUGGGGUUGGUGAGAAGGCAGAAAAGACAACGAGAUGCGAUGCGUCAAGAACGCAACGGAAGCUAGCCUCUGGACCCCUCUCCCAGGCCCGCUGGGUACCCCGACCCCGCACCCCGCGCCCCGCGGCGGGAGCGGCCUCCAUCCCUGCCCACUCACGUGUCCAGGCCCCAGCGCUUGGCAGGGACGGGGGUGGGGGCUCAGGGAAGGCUUUUCGAAGGACGGACAUCCACUGUGUUGGGGACCUCGGAGCUAAGCGUGCGGGCAGCCGCCUCAGAUGGGAAGAGGGACGUUUCUCUCUCCCCUACAAACUGCUGUGCGGACUAAAGUAACCUGUUGAAGGCCCUUUGUAAAUAAAUCGUGAGUCACACUGACAAGAAAUUACUUUAUUGUUAAUAUUUAAAAUGUAAAACGCUUUUUUGGAAUUUGGUAUAAAAAGAUGGACAUCCUUCCUUCUCUCUGUCCCUCUUAAGAGCUGUUCAAACCACACGUUCCCCUUUUAUUUUGAACGUCAUUGAAGAAGCAUAGAAAAGAAUAUCCUCAGCUUCCCUCUCCAGCUACUCUGCCGGGUUUGGGUUUGUAGUAUCUCAUUUCCCCCUCGUCCCUUCUCGAUUUUCCCGACCACCCCUGGCCCCCCGCCCGCCUCCAGCCUCUUUGCCUCCAGGACUUGAAGUAGAAGACGUGGAACUAGGAAAGGGGGUUCCUCUCUGAAAUUGCACAGUCGUUUGUUGCUAUUUAUUAGUGAUUUAAAGAAAGUAUUGGGAAGGGAGGGGCUACAUAGCUUGUAUUUAAUUUAACUCCUUUCUGAUAAAAAUGCGUGUUAAAGUAGAUGGUGGGAAUCGUUACAACUGCUCUGGGUCAGAAACAUAAAAAUCCAUUUAGUUGCUAUAAUUGAAUUUGAAGUGUUUUGUAUGAUAAGAAUACUACAGACUAUGUAAAUUGUUUUCUUUUUAAAGCUGAUAACGGUGAUAUAUUAGCAUCUUUAACUUUUAUUAAUUUAUAUAAGAAAUUUGGGUUGUAAAGAGAAAAGACCCCCCCCCCGCAAGACCAGUUAAAUGUAAUGCACUUUGUUUCAAAGGAUAAAUCAAAUUAAAAAAAAGUUUGAAGAUGUCUGUUGCCUUGAAUGAAAGGGUACAGAUAAUCUGAUCUCAUCAGAGAUCUCAAAUAAAAGUCAAGACCACAAAAAUCUUA